GAAUUGGAGAGAGGAAGGACAGGUGCCUGGGCUUUCUCUUCUACCCUUUUCUCCGCCUGGGGAAAAACCAGGCCAGCUGAUUUUCCAAAUUCUUCACUGUCAACAAACUCCAGGCUGCUUCCCGAAAGUCAGCAGCAGGCUCUGCCUCCUUUUGGCAGGGGUUUUUGUUUGUUUUUCUGCUAAUCAAUAACAAAAAGGAAAGGACAAAAAGCUUCCCAUUUGGGUGCUACGGUUUUGGUGUCGCCGUCGACAGCAGCACCAUGAAAACCUUACUGCCUCUUAUAGCGGCACUGUGCAUCUUAGGAGCAAACAGUUUUGUCUCACCAGGGAGGAAAAGGUAAGUGGACUUUAAAAUGAAUACAUAAAUAAAAUAAGCCUGUGUCGCAUUUCCCGCAGCAAAUGUAGAAUUUGCUCUGAUUUCUCUUUGGAGCCUGAGAAUAGCGAAUCUGAAUGGUUUCCAAUUUCAGCAUCAAGGUAGUAUAUGAGACCGCAGUUCUGCGUAUGCUUAGAUUGUAAUCAGCACCAAUGAAUUUAGUGGGAGUGGCUUCCAGUUCAAACAUGAAAGGAAGAUCCACUGUAAGGUUUCCCAGGAAGGAACAUGGCUCUUGGGAUGGAAAAAAUGAGAUUUUGGACUGCCCAGUCUAGUUUUGAAGAUAGAAGCAUCAUAAGAAAGGAGAGCAAGGACCUUAAAGUUCUCCAUCAGCAGUGAGGACGUGGAGAGCAGACUGAGAAGGUGCCAAGUCAAGUCACCUCAUGGUCACAGGCUUCCCCACUAUAGCAAGAUGGGCUGUAAAUAUUUCUGCCUUUGCCUCUGUGUCCAUAAAAAUCAGCAUAUGCAAAUAUAUGUCGCUUUUAUCUUCUCUUUUGGUGAUGUCUUUUCCCAGUAUGGGGCCUAUUUCCCCCCUUCCCCAAUAACACUGAUUUUUAGUUUACUGCAUAGUACUGCAUAAAAGCAUCUUGUUGUUCUAUACUAAGAGAGCGAAGAGAAGUGGACGUCAGGCCCAUCGAUUGCUUGCUGAGCCGCUGGAGCGAAUGGGGACCGUGCAAUGCUUGUGCGAAGGAAAGAGUAAGUCAUGGGUUUGUGACUGAUAGUUAGCCCAGGAGGCUUUUGUUUGAAACAACAACAAUGUGUUUUAGGGAUAAGAAUGCAAGAUUAGCCUGAGGAUCAGGGGCCCAUCCAGUCCAGCAUCCUAUUCUCACAGUGGCCACUCAGAUGCCUGCAGGAAACCCUCAAGCAGCACCCCAGCACAAGAGCAAUUUCCUCCUGCAAUUCCCAGCCCUCGGAUUCAGUAUCAAUGGCAACUAGUUUUUGCCAUUGAUAGCCUUAUCCUCCAUGAAUUUGAAUUUGUUCGGACCUCUGGCAAUGGCACACCUUGUGGAGCUCCAGUUUUUAUUGUGGUCUAUCAUAACUGGUGAUGGCUCUGCUUAGUUCAACCCAGAAGCGACUCAGUAACUUCAAACUCCUGACAGUAAAGUAAAUGUUCAUGACUUUGGGGGGGGGGGCAGGGGGUAGCUUGUUUAGUUUUCUGACUUUGUAGAGCCACUGGAUAACAAUGAACUUAGUGGCGCCAUCUGUGAUCUGAAUUGGAACAACAGUAAGGUACAAAUUAUUAGGGCUGUUGAUAUUUUUAUCUCAGCACAGGGGUUAGACUCUGUGAUGCAUGCGCCUUUUCCAAACCCGAUGUUCCAGUCCUAUCCUCAAAUUAUCCGGCAAUGUAGUCAGCGUAUAUUUGGUGGAUUGUAGAACAAAGAGUGCCACCUACUGGUGCACUGCACUAUACUUUUAGAAGGUUUCUGUGUACAAUGGUCUGUAUGUUCCUACAGCCCUACUGUUAGGCGAGGUGAGGCAGCCACCUCAGGCAGCAAAUACUGGGUGACAGGUAGUGGUAGGGAAGUUUGCCUUGUGCUCCUUGAGCUGGUCUACUGCCGUCAAGUAUGCCAAAGGACACUGUCCCUUUGCCACUGUUGAAGUAAAAUUCAACUCCUAGUCCAGUAAUAAUAAUAAUAAUUUAUAUUUUAUUUUAUUUUAUUUUUUAUUACCCUACCCAUCUGGCUGGGUGGCUCUCAACAGAAUAUUAAAAACACAAUAAAACAUCAAACAUUAAAAGCUUCCCUGAACAGGGCUGCCUUCAGAUAUCUUCUAAAAGUCAGGUAGUUGUUUAUUUCCUUGACAUAUGAUGGGAGGGUGUUCCACAGGGCACGCACCACCACCAAGAAGGCCCUCUGCCUGGUUCCCUGUAACCUCACUUCUCACAGUGAGGGAACUGCCAGAAGGCCCUCAGAGCUGGACCUCAGUGUACAGGCUGAACAGUGGGGGUGGAUACGCUCCUUCAGGUAUACUGAGCCGCGGUCGUUUAGGGCUGUAAAGUUCAGCACCAACACUUUGAAUUGUGCUCGGAAAUGUAGUGGCCUUCUGAAUGUGGAAUAUGGGGGCAAGGUUCCAUCUUGUCCUUUGCUUUAAGCAGCAAAAUGUCUUCAGGCAUUAGCAUUGUAGAAAAAGUAGUCAUUGGUAUUUUCUAACCAGGCAUGCCUUUUGAUCAAAGCACCAAAGAAUGGAGACUCCAUUGUGGAGAUGCGAUGAGUAGGCCUCCUUUUAAUUUUGUGCAUAAUCCGCCCCCCAACCUCCCGCUUAGUUUCCGUCAAAGUUAUUUGGCGUGUGCAAAGAAUGUACUGGUACAUCAUUUCAUGGCUGCUGAGCCACACCAGUCCUUUUGAGCACCUGUAAUUCUUCUUCCUUUCUUUUCUAAAGUAUCGCUCGAGGAGUGUUGUGAGAUUCGGUCAAUAUGGAGGGAAGCCAUGUAUUGAAGCUCUGGGAGACAGACAGUCCUGCCAGCCAGACACCCCCUGCCCUGAAGAGCUACCAGAUUGUGGCAAUGACUUCAUGUGUGAAAAUGGUAUGCAGUUCUUUUGCAUUAUUCUUUGAAACUGAUUCCCACGGUGGAUUAUACUGGAGAUCAUUAGUUGCCCAUCACAAAGCACCAUCUUGUCAUGAUUUAGCAGCUCUCUGAAAUACUCUUACGGAAGUCCCUUCUCAUACGCAUUCACCUGGUGCGUAUUUCACCUGGAAAUGUUGAGCUCGUUUUCCUGACUGUAAUGCCAGCGCUUCUGUUCUGUUUUCUAACAUUCCUCUCACCCCUAGUGUGUUGUGUAAUUGUGGCUUUUUGGCCAAUGUUGCCCUAAUUUUCAUUCGCACCAGAGACAUGGUGCCACACAACAGUCUAUGUUUUUACUGAUUUUUCAAAUUUUAGCAAAUCCACCCCAAAUGAUCCCCACCCCCAUGCAAACAGCAGGAAAGAAUUGUAUGUUGGUAUACUACACCAAAUGUUGUCACUUCACUCCCAGAAACAGGUUGGGUUUUUUUCCUGGAAUCAAGUAACAUGAAAAUUAGCUCAUAGUUUCCUGAAUUGGUAUUGUACAUUUUUGCUGGUUUGGUUGUCACUCCUAAUCAAGAUAUUGUCUUUUAUCAUCAUCAUCAUCUAUACCACCCCUCAUCCUCAAAGGACAAUUAUACGUAUGUGUGUGUGGUUGUAUUUGUUUAAUGUCUACAUUUUCACAGUGACAAUUUUUUAAACAUCGAAAGGGUAAAACAGGUUUUCAUUUCCUUUAUGGUCAAAAAAUCCACCAGUGGCACUGGGGGAAACCCAACUCGGUUUGAUUCAAGCCAAAAGACUGAGAGCAAUAAGAACUGUUUAACAGCUAGAGAUAUGGUUCCUCAUUCUACACUUAGGACACUGUAUAAAGAAAAGAUUGGUGUGUAAUACAGAAGACGAUUGUGGAGACUUUUCCGAUGAAGACAAUUGCGAAGGUGAUCCUCGUGCACCCUGUCGUGACCGUAUAAUUGAUGUAUCAGAGGUUGGAAGAACAGCUGGCCGUGGGUAAGUUCUGGGAAGUUCUUGGGAGAAUUAUGGGAGAUGUAGCAAAUCUAUUGGCAGGGCCGAACCUACUGUUAGGCAGUUUGAGAUGCCUACCUCUGGUGGCGGAUGCUGUUAGUUUAUGAGGAGCAGUGGCAGAAGGUCCCUUGCCUUUUCCUCAUGAGUCCCGUGGUCGUUCUGCUCUGUUAGAGGGCAAGUCUCUGUGUGCCAUGUGAUGUGCCCAGCAUUCCAUAGCUAGCUUGCCCUCCAUUGUGGUAAGGAUGAAUUACAGCUGUACCUCAGAAGUUGAACGGAAUCUGCUCCGGAAGUCCGUUCGACUUCCAAAACGUUUGGAAACCAAGGCGCAGCUUCCGAUUGGCUGCGGGAAGCUCCUGAAGCCAAUCAGAAGCCACGUCGGGCGUUUGGGUUCCAAAGGACAUUCACAAACCGGAACAGUUGCUUCUGGGUUCGCGGCGUUUGGGAGCCAAAACGUUCAAGUUGCAAGGCGUUCAUCAACCAAGGUGCAACUGUAUAUUUGAAUGGUAUAGCAGGUUUUAAGUGACCAAGAUCCUGGAAGACGCUAGUUUGUUGUGCGAUUUUGUUGCAGUGUCAACAUUCUGGGCAUGGAACCGAAAGAAAGCCCAUUUUACAAUGAGUUUUACAACGGAGUCUGCGACAGAGUCCGCGAUGGGAAUACUGGAAUAUACUAUCGCAAGCCAUGGAAUGUUGCUGUGCUCAAUUAUGACGUAAGCCCCUUUGUGCAAAGUGGAGAGUGUGCAUUUGACUCCAUGUUCGCCUAGCUUUAUCCAAAAUGCAUACGCCUCCUGUACGUUGUUGUAAAAUGCUACAAUCUGAUGCUUCGCACUGACUGGAGUCCUGAAGCCAUUGCUAACUUGUCUCCAGCCAAGGUUUUUAUUUUAAAAAACGUUGUUGUUGUUUACCAAUAAUAUUGCUGCUUUUUUGUUUUGGUAAACUGCUUUGAGGUUUUCCACAAUCAAGCGAUAUGUACAUUUUAUGAAAUGAAAUUUAAACAAAGGGGUGGGCACCUUUGCAUAAGGUAAAGACAUCCCUGCCCCGUCAACCACCCUCCUGGUGCAUACACAAACAGAAAUGAAUCUGACACUAAUGAAGUUGUGCUGAUGUGAACAGCUGGGGGAAAGAGCUGUGCAACACACCCGGGGGCGGGAACAAAUUUGCUGAGCUCUAAGGCUGUGAUAACCACACUAUUGCACACACAACUCUGCAAUGGUAUCAAAACAGUUUACAAAUUCCGAAGGGUCACUUUCGCAUGAAAUGAGACCUCCAAAACAUCAUUAAUUCUUUUGUGUUUUGAGUUGAUACCCUAAUCUCCAAUCACUGCCACACUAAUAAUGAUAAUAAUAAAUUUUUAUUUAUACCGCGCCCUUCCUGGUUCAGGAAACCGGGCUCAGGGCGGCUAACAACAAAUUUAAAACACUUAAUUGAUGCUACAAAAAACCAGCAUGAAAUACGUAUAAAGCGUAAAUAACAAUAAAAUCAAAAAUCAAUUUUUGGGGGAAAUCCAUCCAAUAAACAUUAGAUGAUCACCAGGGCUAGCUGGCUAAAUUAGUCCCACUUGGGCCAGCGUGGAGACCAGGGGAGAACCAGCUGUGGGAUCCCAGAACUGGCAAUCUUCACAAAAAGGGGAGGGGAAGGGAAGGAAGGGGAACAAAAGAUCUGGAUGCUAAAGCUCUGGAUAGGUGUAUUGUUUUGUGUGAGGCUUCUCCAUCACAGAAAAGCAGCAUAAAAGGUUUAAAAACAAAUCAAGAAGUUCUAGACAAUGGGUGUUUCGCUCUCGUCUUCUUUUGGUCCAAUGAGCUAGACAUCAGUCAUUGCUAUGACUAAAAGGUAAAGUACUGAAGGUGGCUAGUUUCUCACAAAACAAUUGAGAAUAGCAUCUGCACAUUUUGUAGUAUAUCUCAGGUAUUACAGAUGCUGGAAUCUAGGGGGUUAUGGCUGAUCUGAGGGCAACCAACCUAUUAUUCCCACCACUGGGGGGAUUCUACAGAUAUAUUUUAGUUUUAAAUAUUUUGUUCAAACUCAUACAGACUGAAAACUCUUGUUUUUAACUUGUCAGUGGCAGGAAUUGAUUAUUUGUUUGCUUAUCAGUUCUCUCCCACGCUGCCCCAUCUUUUCCCCCUGUUUUGUUUUGGAUCUUCUAUGUUUUUGUUUUUACUUUGGGAAUGUGCUGGCCUUUGCUUAUAUUUGCUUUUACAGCCGGAUAAAUGGGUCAUUACAACAAGUGUCCAAUUGUUAGGGUUUAAGCCUCGUUUUAAAUGUAUUUGGCUUUCCAGUGUGUUUUUAACUAUUCUAUGUGCAAACUGCCUUGAGAGAGUGGUUUAGAGAGCUAUUAAUAAAUUAAGAAGAAUAACAAAUAAGCAAUAAAGUUGGUGUGAAAUAAUAGAUGGAUAGAUAAAUGAUAGAGCUAGAUAGAUGAUAGAUAGAUGAUAGAUAGAUAGAUAGAUAGAUAGAUAGAUAGAUAGAUAGAUAGAUAGAUAGAUUGAUAGAUAGAUAGAUGAUAGAACUUUCAGAGGAAAUGUGGGGACAAAAUGAAUGAAUGAAUGAAUGAAUGCACUUUAUUUUAAUUAAUGCGCUUUUCUAGCUGUCCUGAAUCUGCUGCCGUACAUUUUCAAUUAUUGGCUCUAAGUUUCUAAUGUUAUAACAGAGAGUGAAAACCAUUCCUUCCAUUAGGCUGCAUAUAUUCCAGGCAGAUUGCCUACUAAAUUGCCUGCUAUAUCAUUUUUUCUCUUUCUAAGACAAAAGGAGACAAAAGAUUUAGAAAUGAAGUCUACGAGGACCAGGUGUCAGCAGUAAAGGAAAUGUUCAGCGAAAGGCAUAGGUCUGCUCAGUCUAGCUUUUCUCUCAAAUUGACACCUACAGAAGUAGGAAAUGGCACAUCCAUCGGCUUGAGUUUGAGCACGAAUCCAUCCUCCAAUGAAACUCUACAUAAAUUCUUAAAGGAUUCUAAAGGAAAGGUAAGCAAUCCUAAACAAACAAACCCAAAAUGGGGAGCCCUUCUGUGUUAUUUGGGGGACUUGAUAUUAGCAUGCUGUUAGGAGUGUUUUAUUUAUUUAUUUAUUUAGCAAAACUUGUACAGUGGUACCUCAGUUUUCGAAUGUAAUCCAUUCCGGAAGACCGUUCGAGUUCUGAAAUGUUCGAAAACCGAAAACUCAAUAACCGACAGCUAGGCCUCAGGAUUUUUCAGUCAGCAGAAGCUGUGUGGCAUGUUCGACUUCCGAGGCGUGUUCGAAAACCGAAUCAUUUACUUCCGGGUUUAUGGCGUUUGAAAACCGAAAUGUUCGUCAACUGAGAUGUUCGAAAACUGAGGUACCACUGUAUACAGCUUAAGAUACGUUUGUGUGUGUUUUCCUUAACAGUAUAAAAUAUUUAUUUAAAAAGCAAUAAAAACAGGCUUUCUUUAAAAAGGAGACACAAUGAAACAAUCAAAAUAUAGAUGAAAUCAACAGGGUGUUUUUUGAAGGGAUACAUGUGAAACUGACCACAGGUCUAUCCCUGGCUUAAAGAGUCCCAGGAAACAGAGCAGGGUAGAAUAUAGUACCUGCAGUUUGCCAUUAAAACGUUACCGGUGGCCUUGCCCCUUGUCCUACUUUUUAAUACAGAUUUUAUAUUGAUAAAACUUUUAUAUAAUCUUCAUAUUCUUUUUUAAAAAAACAAAAAAAGUUUGUUUUAGGGUAUUGUGUGACCUAUUUACUUUACUAUCUCAUUGCUCCCCAUCAGACAGAGUAGGUUUCAUAGGAGACAACUCCUUGGAGCUGAGGUCCCUCCAAGCUCCUCCAUUAAAAUAUUUGAGGGGACUGGGCAUCCCCAAAGUUGAUGGGCACUGCCAUUUAAAUGCACUGCAUCUUGUGAUCAAUUAUGUGCACAGGGCUUACCUGGGCUCUCCAAAUAUUUUAUUCAAGUUAGUAACUCAGUAGGUUCCAAGUCCCUUCAACCUAUGGUGUGGAUGCUAAUCUCCCCUAAUAGUUUGAGGGGCCCAAAAAUGUUUCAAGGGGAGGAGCUGUUCCCACAUUCAUUUUUGUUUCAUCCUCCUUGGAUAUGUAUGCAAAUUUUUUUGAGUCAGUCCACGUGGUUCCUAAUCCCCUAGUUGAGGGGGUCCAUUGAAACUAAGUUUUGUUUUGGGGAUUGUAAGACUGUCCCUUCCACCCUGAUGCUUAGGAAUAUGUUUAGAGCCCUUUCCAGAGGCAUGUUUGUAUAUACACCAAUGACUCUUGAAUGAGGAAUAGUGUGAAAGCUGUGGAGGUUUCCUUCAACCUCAGCAAAAUUGUCUAAUGAAAACAAAUUCCCUGCCACUUUGGGCCUUUGAUAACUGUAGAGCAGGCAGGAAUUCACUGGUGAAGUAAAGGGAAGUUCUCUUUCUGCAGUUCUCUUACUGCACAUAACCGUGUGGCAUUGUGGGAAGUCUUGCUAUUAGAACUAUUGCUUCUUUUCUCUUGCAUUCUGGGAAGUCUCGCUUCUGCUUCUGCACAUACUGUUCCAAACACACCAAGCCAAACACACCAAGACAUUCUCUCAUUCUUCAGUUCAUUUCAAGUUCAUGAACAAAACAAUAUGGUCUGUUCUUAAUGCAUAGCUGACCACAUCUACGGAACUUGAUUAUUAUAUUCUUUCAUGUUAUGAUCAAUCAUUAGUAAUUGUUUUAGUCAUGUUAUAUUAAUCUCUAGUUAUAAUUUAAUUAGGAGGAUUCAUGCCUGUCUAGUUCCAGCUCCAUUUCUCAGCCUUUGAUCUAUCAGUGAUAAAUAGUUAUAUGUAAUUCCCGCCUUGUACCUAUGUUAACCAAUCAGCAACAAGUUACUUUGUGUUUGUAUCAACCAAUCAGCCACAAGCACACCUGUGGCAAUGUUUGUAAUAUUCAAUAAAAGAGAGUUCCCGGGGCUCGCCCCGGCAAGACGCCUCUCAUAUGACACCUGCCACUCGUCUGUCAUGAUUUUCAACCCAACAGUGAAGCUUCAGCAGGCAAUAUUUAAUUUCUAUACAACCGUCCAUCCAAAGAUCACAGGGUGAUUUAAAAUAUAAAAAUACAAACCAUAAUAAGGAAUGAAAACAAUAACCCAUACACCAGGGGUCGGCCAACUUUUUCAGCAGGGGGUCGGUCCACUGUCCCUCGGACCUUGUGAGGGGCUGGACUAUAUUUUGGGGGGGAAAUAAUGAACGAAUUCCUAUGCCCCACAAAUAAUCCAGAGAUGCAUUUUAAAUAAAAGGACACAUUCUACUCAUGUAAAAACACAGUGAUUCCUGGACUGUCCAUGGGCCGGAUUGAGAAGGCGAUUGGGCUGGAUCUGGCCCCCAGGCCUUAGUUUGCCUCCCCAUGCCAUACAUGCACAGUUUAAAGGGCCAUAGUUUUUUUAAUUGCCCAAAGGCCUGGGGGAAGAGGAACGUUUUCACUUGGCACCUAAAGAUAUGUAAGGAAGGCACCAGGUGGGCCUCCCUGGGGAGAACAUUCCACAAGUGGGAGCCACCACAGAAAAGGCCUGCUCUCGUGUUGCGGUGCUCUGGACCUCUUGCAGAGGAGGCACAUGUAGAAGGGCCUCAGAUGGUGAUUGCAGGGUCCAGGUUAGUUUAUAUGGGGAGGCAGUAGAAGCUUCAACCGUUCUGCUUUAAAGAGGAAAGUUGAAGAGGGAUGGUUGGUAGGUGUGACUUCUGGGGCAGCAUUCUAACAUGCUACCCUUAUUGAGCACUGCAUGUUUUAAUUUUGAGAAGGAGUCAAGCCCCCGACAAGUUAACCCACUUGCGGAACAAUAGUGCUUGAAAUCCUUUCGAAAGGGAGGAUGCCAUCAAACGGAAGACUUCCCUCCAUAAUGUCGGACACAUUGUCACCUUAGAGAUGGGAGAACAUCUGGUCCUCUCGUUUUCCCACUGGCAGAAGGUUAACCCCGUCGUUCUGCAUUACAGCAUCAAAUAUUUUUUCACGUGAAAGGAAACAUCGAACUGGGAACCUUUCAAAUGCGAAGGCGUGACGUCCGCCUGACCGACACGUUCCUUGAAGAUGUAAAAUAUCUGCCCAGUGCAUACGACAAGGGAGAAUAUUUUAAAUUUUUGGAAAUGCACGGAACUCAUUUUGCACAGAAGGGAACGGUUGGUGGGAAAUAUGAACUAAUGUAUGUACUGGACAACCAAACAAUGAGAAGUGAAGGUAGGAACUGUUUCAUUAAUUUCAGAGGCUAUACUCCAAUCCAAUUCAGGCUGGGUGCUACCCUAUCUGAUAAUAAUACUGAACUAUGGACAAAAAAACCAAACUAGCAAACAUACUUUUACAUAACCAAUAUCUAUGGCAAUAAACUAUCACAAAAGGAACAAUCCAAAACCAAUAAGUGAUUAUUUGGUCUGUUUGUGCAGCCUAAAGCAAAGUCACUGCUUGUAGAGAAACUAGCAAACCAAUCAGCUGGUGUUGCCUUUGAUGUAUUAGCACAGCUGGAAUUUCCAUCACAAGAGCUGUGAUGCGUACUCUUAUAUUAGACUAGUCCUCAAUUGCAAAAUUGUGACUAAUGUAAUAUAAAGACAGGAGACGAGAAAAGCAUAAAAAAUGUGGCAUUAGUCAUUAUGACAGGGACGCGGGUGGCACUGUGGGUUAAACCACAGAGCCUAGGACUUGCCAAUCAGAAGGCUGGCGGUUCAAAUCCCCGUGAUGGGGUGAGCUCCCGUUGCUCUACCCCAGCUCCUGCCAACCUAGCAGUUCGAAAGCACGUCAAAGUGCAAGUUGAUAAAUAGGUACCGCUCCGGCGGGAAGGUAAACGGCGUUUCCGUGUGCUGCUCUGGUUCGCCAGAAGCGGCUUAGUCAUGCUGGCCCCAUGACCUGGAAGCUGUACACCGGCUCCCUCGGCCAAUAAAGUGAGAUGAGCACUGCAACCCCAGAGUCGGCCAUGACUGGACCUAAUGGUCAGGAGUCCCUUUACCUUUACCUUUAGUCAUUAUGACAUGACUGGAUAUCACCCAUAAAUGAAAACUAAAAAGUCUUUGCUGCUUUUUCUUAUGGGUAGAACUUGAUUGCCUUUCUGAAUAUAAUUUCAUGGUUCAGGAAAUUUGUUAAUGAGCCUUUCCCUCCUUCCAUCUUUUAUUGAAUGUCUGUUUUUAACUCUGUUUGCAGGAGUCACCGUCGAAGACGUAAAAGCUUGCCUGGGUUACAAUACAGAUUUUGGUUUAACAGCUGGCACAUUAGAAGUCAAGCCUACCAACAAAGGGAAUGACUGCAAAAGUGACAAGAUUAGAAAUGGUAAAUAUAUAUAUAUAUUUAAAGAUUUAUGUUCAAAAUACACAAAAAGGGGACUAUAUAUUUGGGCACACCCACUUCUGAAAAUUUCAUGUCCAAGCUGGCAUUGGCGAUGGCAAAUGUGCCCCUGUUGCAAAGGUGGCCCUGUGGCAAGGAGGUGCACUUUCAGAACUCAUUUAUCUUUACAUCAUCCAUUCCAAAAGAAAUUUGAAAGAUGAGUAAGUAAAGUGAUGGACUAUGCUGAAUCAGCAAAUUUAACAGCUGAAAUAAGAGAACUUAGCAAUGACUGUUUUAUGGAACAAUGGAAGCCUUUUUUUGGAUUAUUAAAGAAAUAUUAUAAUAUGAUGAAUUCACGAGCAGGAUUUGAACUAUUUAUUGCAUUAUGGUUAUGAUAUAAAAGAGGGAAGAAAGGGCGAAGCAAAGGGGUGGAAUUAAAAAAAAAACACCAUGGAAAAUGGGAUGGGAAGUCAAUAAAGCCUAAUAAAAAUUUUUAAUGUGAAAUUUGUGGAAUUUUAAUCAAAUACUUUUUUUUUAAAAAAAAGACAUUUUAAAAAGGAGAUUGCACAGUAGCACAGAUUUUGAGUGUCCCACAGUACAUAUGUUGUCAUGAAUUUGGCAAAAAGGGGGGGAUUUGUUUGUUGUUCUGGGCCUUUGCAGGUGUUUGUCUGCAUAAGAAAGUCAGAAUGAUGGUGAGACAACAUCCCGAGGGACCUUGGUCCAUCCUUGUCCUGUUUCUUUCCUCUGCAGAGGACAACACCACUAAGAGCGGAAUUAUCCACAAUGUGAUAUCUCUCGUUCAUGGAGGGAAGACUGAAGUUCUGGUUAGGCUGAAGGAAAAGCUGUCGCGAGGUCACAGCGUCGUUGAUGUGGAAGACUAUGUCCAGUGGGCAGCGACGCUCCCUGAUGCUCCCACAGUGAUACAAUACGAAGUAAGAGGGUUUUCUUCCUAAACCGAUGCGCAUAUUGGUACGUGGGAGAGCAGACAUGGCUCAUCCCUGGUGAGGAUGCACAUUGCCCUUCCCUUCUCCUCAGAUCUAUUAUUUUAUGAGCAGGGAGGGGUAAUAAAUGCCAUUCCUCCUCAGCUUGGAUCUGCUGCAGUUGGUGACCAAGUGCCUUGGUUUGUGUGCAAUGUGCUGGGUGCACAUUUAAGAGUGUGUGUGUGGCAACAUCUGCUUUCGACCACAAGCACCACUGGCAUGCACAUCUUCAGACGGUUGGCCGAGAGCGACUAAGGUCCUUAGGCCAAAAUAUCAGUCACCCCUGCUGUAAAUGCUGCCCCCUUGAAAUAAUAAUAAUAAUGAUAAUAAAUUUUGUUUGUAUCCCGCUCUCCCCAGUCAAAGCCAGGCUCAGAGCAGCUAACAUCAUAUAAAUAAGACAAUAUGCAUAAUACAAUAUACAAUAUGCAAAUAAAAUAACAUUCAACAUUCAUUAAAACAAUAUAGAAUAAUAUUAAAUAUCAGCAUUUCAAAAUUAAACAGAAAUCCACUCAACAGUUACAAUAAGUAAUUUCUAAACUUCAAUCAAUAAAACAACAGCAAACCACAGUGCACAACAUAAUACAAUACAAAAUGAGAAGCGGAGACUGGAGGGUGGAGCAAGGCAGGUGGAAGGAGGCCUUGCCUGAUGGAGUCUCUCCCCUCACAGUUCUUCCGCCAGGCACAGCUUCCUUAUGAGGAGACCCAGGGCCAGAGGGUGGGGCAAGGCAGGUAGAAGGUGGAAAUAAUAAUAAUAACAAUAAUAAUAAUAAUAAUAAUUUAUUAUUUGUACCCCACCCAUCUGGCUGGGUUUCCCCAGCCACUCUGGGCGGCUUCCAACAAAGAUUAAAAAUACAUUAAAAUGUAUGACCUUUAUUUAUUGCUGAACCAUGGCAAGUGAAUAGGCAUGUGUUAUGUUUCCAAGGUAAGCACAAUUUUUACCUGCAAAUAAGAGCUGAGGAAUUUUAGGUGCUUUCCGUGCUAAGAUAUUGUGAAGGAAUUGGACUUUGCUGUCCAAGACUCUGUUUUACCUGAGAACACCCUUUCCUCACAUGGUAGAGAACUCAGAGUAGCUAAGAGGAGGCUAUCACAAAUGUCAGGGAAGCUUUGAUCAUGCUUGCCCAAAGAAUACCGCUGCUGUAACAAGUUGGAUUAAGGUAUUUGCAUUUCUUUGCAGCCGUACCCAAUUUCUACUCUCAUACCGGUGACAAUACCCAACUCCACCGUAAAGAGGCAGAAUCUCGACCGAGCUGUGGAGGACUACGUUGCUGAAUAUAGUGUUUGCAAAUGCCAGCCCUGUCAAAAUGGUGGCACUGUCAUGCUGUUGAACGGAAGGUGUGAAUGCGGAUGCACCCCUUACUUCAAGGGAGAAGCCUGCCAGAUACCCUCAGCGUUUUUUUCACCAGGUCAGCAAUAGAUCAAGAAUUGAGGGUUCAUUUCCAUAUUCUAUUCAGGACAAGUGAGCUGCGAAGAUAAAGCCAUUAUCCCACCUAACCCUGCACUAGGGCUCUGCUCAUACAAACAGUGAUGGAAUUGUUCCUGGACGAUGCCACUGAAGAUGUGGGGUAGUGGAAUUGCAUAGUUUACUACACCUGCAAAAAACCCCUUUGCAUAGAAAAGCAGGUGUUAUGAAGAAUAUAGUUUUCACCAAGAUAUUCUCUGGGCCUUCACAUCUCUAAACCUGGAACCAAGAAACUCUACCAAACUGGUGGAAAGCAGCAGGGUUAGGACACAAGGCUUAGGGCCCUCGUAUUUACGGGACCACCUCUCCUGGUAUGCCCCACAAAGGACCUUAAGGUCCAUGAAUAACCAUAGUUUAGAGGUCCCGGGCCCUAAGGAAGUCAGACUAUCCUCCGACCUGUCCCAUCCUCUGUCCCAUGAGACUAGGGCCCUUCAGGAUUUAACCUUCUUCCAUCGGGCCUGAUCUUUUAUUUCCUUCUCUUCCCUCCCCCUCCGCUUUUAUGAAGAUUAGCCGCUCUGAGACCCCACAGGUAAUUCUCCCCUGGCCUCCUCGCUGGCCCAAGUAGGACCAAUUCAGCCAGCUAGCCCUGGGGAUUAUCUAAUGCGUAUUUAUUUAUUUCCCCUAAAUUGAUUUCUGAAUUUUAUUGUUAUUCAUGGUUUUAAACUAUUUUAUUCUGCUUUUACAAUUAAGUGUUUUAAAUUUGUUGUUAGCUGCCCUGAGCCCGGUUUUUGAACCGGGAAGGGCAGGGUAUGAAUAAAAUAUUAUUAUUAUUAUAGCAGAGAAGUUGGGGUUCCAGAGGCAUUGGCUAUUGUGUCAGGUAGAAAAGCGCCCUGGGGGAGGAGUUGUGAGGGAAAGGAACAAGUGGUGGGAAGGGUUAAGCAUUCCUCUCCUGCCCAGAUCUUCACUUAAAACGACAACCUUUGUAGCUGUUCUGUGGAAGCAGAGAUCCCUUAUCCACCUAAGAAACACCCCUAUCCCAAAUUGCACCCUGGAUGACCAUUUGGGCUUACAGACACGAAGGCAGUUACUUCAAUAUCGAAGUAACUGCAGUGCAAGUUUGUUUGUUUUUUGUUUUGAUGUUAAGACUCAAAAUAUUUUCCACUCCAAUCUUUAAUUCAGUCGCAACUGGCACCGAUGGUGGCUGGAGCUGCUGGUCUACCUGGUCGGCUUGUGUGCAAGGAGAACGCACUCGGAGAAGGCAGUGUAAUAAUCCUGAGGCUCAUGGGGGCAAGGACUGCGCAGGAGCUGACUCGGAAUUGGGCUACUGUGCUGCUGACAUUAAAUAAUGGUGUAGAAGACGCAAAGCAGGUUUGUAGUUACUCAGUGGGUGUAAUAAAUAGAAGUCCAACUUGGGUGGGGCAGGAAAAUCCCCCAGAUCAGUACGCAAGAGGAGAGGUAAGAUUGUUCCACUGGGCAAGCACAAUGGUGCAUUUUUAUUGUGGUUAUUACAGGGUGACCGCAAAUUACAUUCUAGGUCAUUAGUGGGGUACCUUGAGCCCAUAGGCCUCUCUCAUGAAGCCAGAGGCAGACUUGGGUCUUUCACAUUUCAGCAGAGUUCCAUGCAAGGCCAAGCUCUGCACCCAGUGUGGAGAAACUGGUAAAAGGUAAAGGGACCCCGACCAUUAGGUCCAGUCGUGACCGACUCUGGGGUUGUGGUGCUCAUCUCGCUUUAUUGGCCAAGGGAGCCGGCGUACAGCUUCCAGGUCAUGUGGCCAGCAUGACUAAGCCGCUUCUGGCGAACCAGAGCAGCGCACAGAAACACUGUUUACCUUCCCGCCAGAGCGGUACCCAUUUAUCUACUUGCACUUUGACGUGCUUUCGAACUGCUAGGUUGGCAGGAGCUCACCCCGUCGCGGGGAUUCGAACCGCUGACCUUCUUAUCAGCAAGUCCUAGGCUCUGUGGUUUAACCCACAGCGCCACGUCCCUGCGGAGAAACUGGUACCACUGCCCUAAACCUGCCUCUAGCGAAACCUCCCAGGCCUUCCCAUUUGGCUCUGAAAGCCAUUUCAGCCAAGCCACUUGCCCCUUACCUGAUAUCAUACAAUGUAGGCUUUUAAAAAUAAAAUACCACAUGCAGGAGAGAGGGAUGGCAGCCAACAGCAUCCCCUGGUGGAGCCAUCCACUCUGCACAUGAAGAGCCCUUACAAGUUUUGCCCACUGACUACAUAGGUUGCAUCGAAACCGUACAUUUAAAGCACAUUCAAAACACAUGGUUUCCCAAAAAUUCUGGAAACUGUAGAUUUCCCUUUGUGGAGCCGUAAUUCCCAGCACCCAUACCAAGCUACAGUUCCCGGGGUUCUUUGGGGAAAGCCAGGUGUUUUAAACGUGCACUGAAGGUGUUUUAAAUGUGUGGAGUGGAUGUGACCUUUGCAGCAACUUACAUGUACAGAAUUUUGACUAUGGUGUCAAUCUCAAGUUAUCUGGAAGCCGCCAGCCUGCUUUGGCAUUGCAAACUCUGCGCAUUAUAUUGGCCGCUCCUGCACUGAAGAUUCUCCGGUUAGUUGAUCUAGCUGACUGUGUGUCUUUUCACAGGUGUUUGAUAGGAACACGACACAACUGGAAUGACCCUUGGAUCUCCACAGCAAAGUUCAAGCUGCCAAAGAGAUUUGAAAGAUAAGCCAGGAAAUCUUGGAACCUGGUGUUAAUUUGUUUUCCUUUCCUUUCUUUCUUUUUUUUUAAAGAGUUGAAAAUAAAUUUCAGCUGAUGACUGGCUCAGCACAAUACAUUUGUAUUAUUUAUUGCUGACACUUUUGUAUUAAAUUUGUGUGCCACCCUUUCUCCAAGUUGCUCAGUGCAGGGCUUGAUAGAUUUGUAAAAUCAUUUAUAUUCUGCUUUUUGGGCCCCAAAGGACCCCUCAAACAGCUCACAUCCAAGCACAAAAGUAAUGAAACAGAAACCAAUGAAAAUACAAUAAAACUGAGAACAAAAUAAAACAGCGAAGCAUAAUUACCAAGGAGCGACAAUGGAUUUAAUUGUUAUUAUUAUUAUUCUUUUUUGCUGACUAAAUACUAGGUGGAAGUUUGAACAGCUCGUUUAAAAGGAGGGAAGCCUGACAAACCUCUUUAGUAGGGGUAGGGAAGCUUUUCCAGAUUGAGAGCCACAUUCCUUUCCUGGACACCUUUUGAGGGCCACAUACUAGUGGUGAGAGUGUCAGAAGCAAAAACGAGUGCAGCAAUAAAUGCCAGUUUUACCUUUUUAGUGCUCUCUCACACAGCCCUUUCUAUCCUCCAUCAGCCCAAGCAAGAGACAUUACCAGAGUGCAAGGACACAUUCCAGCAAGGCAAAAAUGUUGGGGUACAAAGCAGGGUGUGGCCUAAGGAGAGUUCCAUGGGCAGGACUGAGCAUUCUGGAGGGGCUACAUUGCAUUCCCGGUCCUGAAGUUCCCCACUCCUGCUCUGUAGAGAGGGAGUCCUAUAACUUGAGUGCUGCAGUAGAGAAGUCCUACCUCAUGUGCCAACCAAGUGUGCCAGCAAGAGAAGUGUUUUCUUCCUCAAACUUCUGCAAACUUUGGGGUUCUUUCAACCCUCCUGUUGCCUCCCUCUCUUGUGUGAGCAGUGCCUUUUUUGCCGUAUAAGGACAGGCACUCAAAGAACAAACUUGCUAUUGGUAUAUAAGAUGCUAUCUAGUUGGGCCUUUGAAAUAGUUCGUUGUUGGGAGGAAGAGGAAAUAAGAAUCUACGAACAGGGAAAGAACCUCUCAGCCUGCCUGAGAAAUUGCAAUGGAGAAUGUUUGGGAGAGAAGUUUUAGGUCAGGGAGGAAUGGAGAACCUGUGGCUCUUCCUAUGUUGAUGGACUACAACUCCCAUCAUCCUUGACUGCAGGUGAUGGGAGCUGGAGUCCAGCAACCUCUUGAAGGGCAACAGCUUAACUAUCCCUGCUUUAACAUAGCAAAAGCCAACUUUCAACUGCUUCGUUUUUAUCCAACUUCUGUGCUUUUUCCCAUCACUAAGUUUAGGCAGGCAUUUUGCCAGCAUGGAAGAUGUUUUCUGCCCACUUCCUGGUGCCAUACAGACGGCAGCUCAUUAAAACACCAUUCCCACCAAUGAAGUUCCUGAAAAAUCCCACUGAAAUUUGCAAAGUUAUUUAACAGUAAUGGGUUUGUGAUUUGUUCAACUGAGCUGAACAAUGCUGACAUUGGGCAAACUGGGGAGGGGGAAGCAGGGUGGGGAAGCAACCCAUUCUGUAAGAGAACUGUAACAUCAUCUACAUCAAACGGUGGACAUGAGUCACACUCAGUGACAUGCUUGUUGAAUGUCUUUCUUAUUUUAUUUGGCUUUUGUUUCCUUAAAAAAGCCAUAGUGACCAGAAUUACUGUCCAGCUGGAAUUAAAAAUCUGGCAUCUUCUUUCUCUUAACAAAGUAGCACUUUGUUUUUCAAAUACACUUGUGAGGGUGUGGGUCUCUUAGGACGAGUCAGUGUGUUGAAUGACUUAGAAUUUAAAUUAAAAGUUGGCAGCCUA
Molecule: messenger RNA, 17989 nt
Organism: Podarcis lilfordi (Lilford's wall lizard)
Lineage: Eukaryota; Metazoa; Chordata; Lepidosauria; Squamata; Lacertidae
Source: the annotation of a GenBank genome assembly